ACCCCCCCACCUGCCUGAGCGAUAGUCUGUCCUGACCCCCAUAACCCUCCUAGGAGCCUGGGGUCUCCCCAUCCCCUGUGAGAUACUCCAGUCCCCUCCUAGAGGAGCCUGUGGAAAGGGGGGGGUUCGCCCCCCCACAUGACAAUGGGGUCACUCCCUCGUGCCCUGGCCCUGCUCCUGGCCCUGCAGGUGGCCUUGGCCCUGGUUGUAGGCCCAGGGGGGCGCGACCAGCCCCAAGAAGCCACCGCCCACACCUCCUCCACCAUGAUCAAUGGCAUGACAGCCCCGACCGCCAUGGAGACACUCUCAGCCGCCUUGGCUAGCGCCACCACACCCGAGGUUGGUGGGCACACCCUGGAGGUCUCAAGCAAGGAAGUGGUCACCCCGGGCAACGGUGUAGGCUAUGAGUUCACCACAGCCAACGGUGUAGAGUAUGAGGUCAUCACCGGCAGCAACGGAGGGUAUGAGGUCACCACGGGCAACGAUGUCCUGAGCAACACCAUGGGCUCUGGAGGAGUGAUCGGCGUGGGAGACACCCGCUACAAGUGGCUGGCGUGGAGCAAGUGGUAUUGCAACUGUGAGAUGGGUAGCAUGUCCCGGGUGCGGGACAUUGCCUACACGAGGCCCGGCCUGCAGCUAGAUCUGGACGACUACAACUCCCUGCGCUUCCAGCGCGUGGCUUGCAGCUAUGGCCACUGCAAGUGCAGCCACAAGCACCGUGAGUGCGACCAUGCCAAGGUGACCUGCAAUGCUCCCAACCCCUACCUGUGCGUUGUCAGGGACGUCCGGCAGGCCCGGUACCGCCAGGCUCGGCACUUCUGGAUACGAGUCCGCACGGAGCUCAAGGGGCUGUGGAAGAGCAUCCGAAAGGCCUUCUCCCAGCUCGAGGAGUACAGCUGAAGAUGAACUCUGUAUUCAAGGUUAAGCAGCUGCAGUCUCUGUUAUCAGCAG
This is a messenger RNA of Malaclemys terrapin pileata, 951 nucleotides long. RefSeq names its product chromosome 21 C1orf56 homolog (gene C21H1orf56). Lineage: Eukaryota; Metazoa; Chordata; Testudines; Emydidae. The record is from RefSeq and is a predicted model, not a curated record. The transcript has 2 exons. Bases 139 to 900 code for a protein of 253 amino acids.